Zea mays is the source of this 3168-nucleotide messenger RNA. RefSeq lists its product as uncharacterized. Lineage: Eukaryota; Viridiplantae; Streptophyta; Magnoliopsida; Poales; Poaceae. The record is from RefSeq and is a predicted model, not a curated record. The transcript has 12 exons. Bases 1330 to 2952 code for a protein of 540 amino acids.
AGGGGAGGAGGAGGAGGAGACGAUGAGAUGUUGCAUCAGAGCGGAGGAGUUCAGAGGCCGAUCUCUUCUGUCUUCUCUCUCUUUCUCUUUUGGACAGGGGGGGAGAGGGUCACGGGAAGGAGCAAGGCGCCACCAGCCGACCAGCGUUGGACUGCUCUUGGUGCAAGGCACCGUCGGUUCGGUUUGACCACCCGCCGCCAGGGCUGGCUGGCUCACUCAACCCGAGCCGCGUUGCGUCUGCUCCACAGAAAGGUGCAACUGUUUGCCCCUCUUUGCAGUGUCAAAGAAUCGGACAUGUUCACCCAGAUCUUUAAGCAACCAAAAACCCUUUUUGUGUGUUUUGGCCUGGUUCCAGUUCCACGAACAAGAGAACCAACGUACACAGAGCGUACUGGUAAAUGGCAGAGCCUAAUGCUGUGUAGGUGAAUCGGUGAUUGACCAAGAAUGGUGAUCUUCUUGGUCAUGAACCCUGGCAACGCUACUUCCCCCAAAGCAGCAACAUGAGAAGCCAGUAACCAAAUCCCACCUGCCCUCCCUGCUCCCCCACCUAACAAUACUCCAUGAUCCAUCCAUCCAUCCUCACAUAUCCUUUGCCACAAAUACAAAACAAGAUUUGGUGCCUGCCUGCCUGCCUGCUUGUGACGCUGCUACUGAUCCGGCCAGAUUAUCUGCUGCUACUGAUACAUACAGCCAGACUAUCCGCUGUUAUCAUUACCACUACCAGUGGUGAUUAGAUUGCAGUGGUUGAUUUGGGGGGAGAUGGAGUAGGCCGCUAGCCUUUCCCUGUUCCUCCGGUUAAAGAAUUAACAGCGGUGGGACAACGAGGAUUGAUGCCCACUGUCCGAUUAAUUGAUUCCUCUUUCUUCCUCCUCCCUCCCUUUUAAUACCCGCCCUUGCUUUCCCUGCCCGUCUUUUCCAUUCCCAUUUGUUUUGGCGGCGGCGGCGGCUGCCGCGCCACCAGCUUUCCUGUGCCUCUUUCGCCUCGCGGGCUAUUUCUCCUCCUCCUACCUCUCGGCCUCGUCCUUAUACGAGCGCCAUUGUGAAUUUUCGAGCAGCAGCUAGCUAGCCUGUCGUCUCCUCCCUCUUGUUCUUGGCUACUGAUCCUGUUCUGUCGGCGAUAUCCAAGAAAACAAAGACUUGGUCUUUUUCCUCUGCGUGAGCGAGCUGAGUGAGGGAGCUCACUUCUUCGAACAGCCGGAGCCUGGAGCAGCAGUUGAGCUCCCCCGGAGAAAGCUGAGCCACGGCGCCUUUGUUGCUCUCCGCCGCACAUGGACAGACAGCUCGCUCUUCCCGGCAGUAACAGCUCAAGGUUCUAGGUCUCGGUCGGCGAUGGAGAGGGAGUCGAGGUCAAGGGUGCUCUCGGAGACGGCGUCCUGCGCCGGCACGCCGAGGUCGGUUCAGUCGACUUGCAGUCUCCAGCGCCGGUACUCUUCACGGAGCAUUCUGAAGCCACAUGAUGGCGCACUGGACAUGUCGCCACGGUUCUCCUACUGCAAGCCUGCCGCCGACAGAGAGAAGAUGUUCAACAGAAGACACUCCCUGAAUUUACCAGAGCAAUUGCCAGGUCAUUACUCCAGAAAAGCAACAGAACGGACCCAAAAGGCUAGCUCAAAGUCUGUUGCAGAUUUGGUUGGGGAGAUCGCAGCGCUCGAGCAGGAAGUCAUACGCAAGGAACUGCACCUGCUCGCUCUCUACAGAAGAGCGUUUGAUCAAUACGUAUCUGAAUCCUGCAGCUUCACAAGCGAGCAGCAGGUGGACCAAGAAUUUCUGAAAAGCAUCGACGAGGGCGCGCUACGUCUGAGGGACAUAAAGCGCUCCGCGGCGUUCGACCUGCCGACGACGACCAUCUCAGGCUCUGAGGAGCAGGAGGAGGCACCACCAGAGGCAAAGGCAGGCGCGAGGCAUUCCAGCCUCGUCAACUUCCUGAGCGCCUCCAUCUCGGAGUACGUGCCCAAGAUCUCGUGCAAGCUGUCGGAGGACAUCCUGGGCUGCAUCGCCGCCGUCUACUGCAAGCUCUCGGGCGCGGAGGGGGAGUGCUGCGUGGCUUCGCCGAGCCCUUCGGUCUCGUCUUGGAGCACCUUCUCUCCGAGGCGCCGGAACGAUAGCUGGAGCCCUCGGUCUCGGUGCAACAACUUCGAUAGCUGGAGCCCGCGGCCGUGUGGAGUCGAGAAGGAGAGCGGUGAGCAGAGCCCAGGCGUGAUGAUGGUCGUCGUUCCGAGGAUACGCGUCGACGCUGACACGUUUGAGUACGCGUCGAAGAUGCUCGAGACUACCAGGUCUCUGAUACAGCGCCUGGAGAAAGUCGACCCGGUGAAGAUGACGCACGAGGAGCAGCUCUGCUUUUGGAUCAAUAUCCACAAUGCUCUGGUCAUGCAUGCUUUUCUGGCCUAUGGUCUGCACGACAAGCGCAUGAAGAGCACGGACAUGAUUCUGAAGGCUGCGUAUAAUGUUGGCGGCCAAUCAGUAAAUGCGCAGACUAUUCAGAACUCGAUUCUUGGAUGCCGCCAGUCCCACCGUCCAUCAUUGUGGGUCCGCGCGCUGUUCACGCCGGCGAAAAGAUCCGCGGCGAGGCACCCGUAUGCGCUCCAGCACCCAGAACCCGUUGCGCAUUUCGCGCUGUCGACCGGAGCGUUUUCGGACCCACCUGUGCGGCUGUACACGGCGAAGAAGAUACAGCAGCAGCUGGAGGCGGCGCGGACGGAGUUCAUCCGGGGCAGCGUGGCGGUGCGGAAGCAGGCGCUGCUGCUGCCCAAGGUGCUGCACUGCUACGCCCGGGACGCCGCGCUGGAGCUGCGGCACCUGGUGGAGCUGGUGUGCGAGACCUUGUCGGACGCGCAGCAGAAGCAGCUGCAGCUCGGCCUCCGGCGGAGGGCCGUCGACAAGUGCGUCGAGUGGAUGCCGUACAAGUCGUCCUUCAGAUACGUUGUACAUAGGGAUCUGGCUGACGACUAGGCGGGAGCCAGCCACGUACGGUUUGCUCUGUGUGAUUGCUUGCUUGGUUGGUUGGUUUACAAAGUGUACAAGUAGUGGGGGUGGGGGUGUACAUGCAUGCAUGUAAAUACAGGUGUGCAUGCUCACUACUUUUGAGCUAGUGAGCUGUGGCUUUGAAACACUGUACAUUCUCUCUUUGUGGGCUUUGCGUUGAGGAAUUUGGGAUUUGAGACUGAA